GAUAAAAGGAUGCUCUGGUCCUGGAUAUCAUAACAGUUCAACAAUUCAUCUCAGCUCGUUCGUUUAGUUCUGGUGCUAAGAAGCGGGUUUUCUUAUUAAUUUCCAAUUUGGUCGGAUAAUUGUCCUUCCUUGAAAGUGCAAAGUAAUCAUUAUGGUCUACGACAUCGAACAUAUGAUUCCAAACGAAAGUACAUCCUUGGGUCGCGACUUCAUUCAUAGCUCUUUUGCAUGCGAGAAUAUACCGCCGCCUCCUGCAUCAGCCACACCACGACGAAGGACCCUUCCCAUUACCAAUUUGGAUCCAUCAGACUUGGUGGGAUUGUCACGUGAGGAACGAAGACGACGACGGCGUGCUACCCUUAAAUAUCGAACAGCACAUGCGACCCGCGAAAGGAUUCGAGUCGAGGCAUUUAAUGUUGCAUUCUCGGAACUAAGGAAAUUACUACCGACUCUUCCGCCUGAUAAGAAACUAUCGAAAAUUGAAAUCUUGAAGCUCGCUAUCUGCUAUAUUGCCUACUUGAAUCACGUGCUCGAAACAUAAUUUAUAAUAGCAUUGGUGGACGCUGUGGAAGAUUUAUAAUCCUUUUCCAGUUUGACUAAGAAGCAUAAGUGUGAUAUUUUUGUUGGAAAACGUUUUUUGUUUUGUGUUUACGUCUAGUGAAUAAAGCUCUUCUUUCCAACUUG
Molecule: messenger RNA, 684 nt
Organism: Hermetia illucens (black soldier fly)
Lineage: Eukaryota; Metazoa; Arthropoda; Insecta; Diptera; Stratiomyidae
Gene: HLH4C
Product: helix-loop-helix protein 1
Exons: 2
Coding region: 152-541 (129 amino acids)
Biological process (GO): regulation of transcription by RNA polymerase II
Molecular function (GO): DNA-binding transcription factor activity, RNA polymerase II-specific; RNA polymerase II cis-regulatory region sequence-specific DNA binding; protein dimerization activity
Source: RefSeq, a predicted model, not a curated record